Messenger RNA from Puccinia graminis f. sp. tritici CRL 75-36-700-3, 842 nucleotides. RefSeq lists its product as uncharacterized. Lineage: Eukaryota; Fungi; Basidiomycota; Pucciniomycetes; Pucciniales; Pucciniaceae. The transcript has 5 exons. The coding region runs from base 90 to 842 and encodes 250 amino acids. The record is from RefSeq and is a predicted model, not a curated record.
AAGAUACCUCGGUCUUGAAGGAGGAAGUUUUAACGUCUAUAUGUGUUCUUGGUUCAUCUCCAUUCAGUCGUUGUAAUCGUUCUUCAGCGAUGUUUCGUCUAUCCCGGUUCAUCAGCUUGUUGUUGCUUUCAAUUCCAUUCGUUUACACCGUGUCAAACCAGCGAAUAUUUGGCUCUCUCAAAACAGAAACCGUUGCACGAAGCGAUAACCAACUCCAUGCACUUGCGAGGAAAAGUGAAGGUUAUGAAAGCUUGGUAGAAAAAGGGCAAUCCAGCGGAGGCACCAGCAAAGGAACUAUUUGUCCCAUACGUCGCUCCAACAUGCUAAAGAAUUGGGACACAAAUCAAAAAGAGGUAAUAUUUCUUGAGGAAUAUUCAAAAAAUCUUUCAAAUUUCCACAACCAGCUUCUACUGGAAGACUUUGAGUCAAUGAAGAUAAGAAGGAAGAAUAUUGAUCUUGUAAAAUUGUCUGAGGCAAAGGAAAUCCUUGAAGAAUCUAAGAAGAACCUAUCAAUCCUUAAGCAAUGGAAGCUAUUCAAGCUUGCUAAUGUUGAUCUCAAUGCUUUACAUUCCCAAUUCAAGGAAUGGUUCAUUUCAAAUGAGAAAGACAGCUUAAUCUACCAAAAACUCCUUAAAGUUCCAGUGGAUAUGUUUGGAUUAAUAUUUGAUCAACACCUACAGGGACUUGGAAAUGUGACAUUGAAAGAAAUGAAGAAGUUGAUUACAAAUUAUGAUUUCCUAUGGAAUGAUCUAAUACCAGGCUGUCCAUUUAGUUUCCCUAAGAUAAGAGAACAUAAAUGGUUAGAAGUCUAUUACAAGACCAGAAGAUUGUUUGUGAAAUAG